Phaedon cochleariae (mustard beetle) is the source of this 834-nucleotide messenger RNA. Lineage: Eukaryota; Metazoa; Arthropoda; Insecta; Coleoptera; Chrysomelidae. The record is from the annotation of a GenBank genome assembly.
AAAAUUCGAAAAAUCCACUUGUCGCAAGCCCCCCGAACCCACUAAAGCGGCCCAGCCGAAAGGACAGCCGUCUUCUUCUCGUCGCCAGAGGCUUUCCACGGACAAGGCCUGCUGCAAGUGAAGGGGCGAUUCGCGAGAGAAUUUAUAAAUAUGGGUACGGCAGAUUGCAGAAUCCAGUGAAUCCGAAUAGGUGUUGGUGUGAGAGAGCGGUCGACGUUCCAGCAGAAAAUGAGACACAACUUGGUCCUCCUCCUCGUCCUGGCCUCCAUCUUGGCCCUUUGCUCGGCCCGCCCCGCCGACCCAGACUACGCCGACUACGACGAGCCGCCGCCGCCGCCCCCGAAAAAGGUCUCCCGGCCGCUGACGGGCAGGAGAAGCCCGCUGGCGGGGGGCAGGAGCGGGGGCAAGACAACCGCCUCUACUACUACGACGACGCCUGCGCCGAAGGCACUGGAAGAAGAAGACGUCGAAGAAGCAGACUACGAAGAUGAGAUACCACAAGAAACGAGUUCGACCACAGAAGCGCCUAAGAAAUUCAUCAAAGGAGUAGUGAGGUCCUUCAGAAGCAACGAUGACCUUUUGGCCGCCUUGAAAAGGAGGAGAGAACAAGUAGUUAGCAACAAACCGUCCAAACCGGUCCAGCACACCGAAGAGGACGCCGCUCCCGCCCCUGCUCCCGCCGAGAGGGAGGCGCCCAAACGACCGUCCUCCCCGUCUUCGGGCAGAAGAGGGCGCUUCGGCUCCAGCAAGGAGAAGAGCGCCGAGCCGGCCGAGGAAGCAUCGUCUACAGCGACGCCAUCUAGAACGGGCAGGAGGUUUCACUCGAAAAGUUGA